AUGAGGCAAGGGAAGCAGCAGUAUGAUGAUCGAGAGACCAGCUGUUUCGUUCCGAACCUCAAACGGUGUCACAACGAGUCUGCUCUUGCGAGGCCAGAUUCUACCAUGGAUGUGCCGUCGCUUCCAAUUGCCAUCGACCCCGUGGCUUUGGUGACUACAGAAUGCAUCACGGUCACUUCGUCGAUGCGCAAGCAUGCCCGCUGGGCUCACUCCUCCGUCUCCGCCAUAUUGGGCGGCAAUGGGACAUCUCGCGUCUAUGAACGGGAUACAUCUGCCCCCCCAAGCCCGAAUCCCCGCAAGACCGGCCCACCGAUACGGAACGAAGAUGAUCACGUCCUGGCGAAUCGUUGGGGUCUGCGAGGGAAGAAGGGGAAAAGCAUGCAGGACAACCCAUUGAUAUCGGCCUUUACACGACUUAGAAGCGACCUCAAAGGGUGCAAAGAUAUCAGGACCUUUGAUACCCCGGCUUUACUUCACCCGUUCUUACAGGUCGUCCGUUCCUCCUCAACCUCUGCCACAAUUACUUCGAUCGCUCUGGUCUCCAUCACCAAGUUCUUUUCCUACAAUAUUGUGAACACCAACUCUCCGCGACUCUCGAUGGCGAUGCAGCUGCUUUCGGCUGCAAUUACGCACUGCCGAUUUGAAGCGAGCGACUCUUCGGCGGACGAGAUUGUCCUAUUGAGGAUCCUCAAGCUGAUGGAGGGCAUACUUUCGCGGCCCGAGGGCGAGCUACUAGGCGACGAAAGCGUGUGCGAGAUGAUGGAGACUGGCUUGAGUAUGUGCUGCCAAGGCCGUCUAUCAGAGGUACUCCGAAGAUCUGCCGAAAUGGCAAUGGUGAAAAUGUGCCAGGUGAUCUUCAUGCGCCUGUCGCAUCUGGAUGAGAACAUACCCGCAGGGCCGGAUCCCUUCGCCGGCGAAGAUACAAGAAAUGAUCUUUUAUCACGUUUGAAAAUGGACCCCUCUGUCAACGGGGAUACCGUGACAUCCCAGCAUCUGUCGGCUAUAAGUGCAGACACAGCAGCAGCAGAGCGAAACAGCACUAGCCGGGAGGGAACACCCGAUCCGGCCGGUAGUUCCAGCACUCCAGCUGCUGCAGCACCCCCCAGUCCAGAUGACGACCCGGAAGCAGAGGUCCAGCCGUAUUCUCUGCCGUCUAUCAGAGAAUUGUUCCGCGUCUUGAUCGACCUUUUGGAUCCACACAACCGGCAGCAUACCGAUGCCAUGAGGGUGAUGGCACUCCGUAUCAUUGAUGUCGCGUUAGAGGUAGCAGGUCCAUCAAUUGCUCGACACCCGAGCCUGGCAGCCUUGGCCAAAGAUGACCUAUGUCGUUACCUCUUCCAAUUGGUCAGGUCAGAGCAUAUUGCUAUUCUGACAGGCUCAUUGCGAGUUGCUGGUACACUAUUGUCGACUUGCCGGCCUGUACUGAAGCUACAGCAAGAACUUUAUAUUUCAUACCUUGUGGCAUGCCUCCACCCUCGCGUUGAAAUACCGCGAGAGCCUGGAAUUGACCCAUCACUCUACGAAGGCAUACCUCAAUCGCCUAAGUUGGUCAAGCAGCCGGCUUCACAGACUAAUAGCGGGAGAUCAACGCCUGUUCCUGUCAGGGACCGACAAAAGCUUGGACUUGAAGGAGGGUCGAGAAGACCCGAAACCAGAGAGGCCAUGGUUGAAAGCAUCGGCGUCUUGUCUCGCAUACCUAGCUUUAUGGUUGAGCUUUUCGUCAACUACGACUGUGAGGUGGACCGGGCGGAUUUGUGCGAAGAUCUGAUCGGACUUUUGUCUCGGAAUGCUUUCCCAGAUUCUGCCACUUGGAGCACUACAAACGUCCCACCGCUAUGCCUUGAUGCUCUCUUGGGCUAUGUGCAAUUUGUGUACGACAGGUUAGACGAUGAGCCGGUACAAGGUGACUAUCCACCACAAGAACGCCUACGGAAGCAGCGCGAGACCAAGAGACUCAUCAUCAAGGGAGCUCAGAUCUUUAAUGAGGAUCCCAAAAAGGGAAUUUCAUUCCUUGGCGGCCAUGGUGUGAUUGAGGAUGUGAAGAAUCCAGUUCUGGUCGCUCGCUUCCUGAAGGGAACCUCUCGCCUGUCGAAGAAGGUUCUCGGAGAAUACAUCUCUAAGCGCGGCAACGAAGAAUUGCUUGGCGCUUUUGUGGACUUGCUCGAUUUUUCGGGACGCAAUGCGGUCGAAGCACUGCGAGAACUGCUGAGCUCCUUCCGUUUGCCCGGCGAGUCACCUCUUAUUGAACGAAUCGUAACUAUCUUCUCGGAGCAUUACGUCGACAAGGUACAGCCUGAGGGCAUUGCCGACAAGGACGCACUCUACAUCUUGACAUAUGCCAUCAUCAUGUUGAACACUGAUCAGUACAAUCCCAACGUCAAGCCACAAAAUCGCAUGUCGUUCAUCAGUUUCGCCAGAAACCUACGUGGUGUCAAUGGCGGCGGUGAUUUUGCGGAGGAAUUCCUCCAGGAGAUCUACGAUUCCAUCAAGAGCAACGAGAUCAUCCUUCCCGAUGAGCACGAGAACAAGCAUGCCUUUGACUAUGCCUGGAAAGAAAUGUUGUUGAAGUCCUCGUCGACAUCUGAUAUGGUGAUCGGGGAAACUAACUUGUUUGAUGCUGAGAUGUUUGAGGCCACAUGGAAACCAGUGAUCGCGACCCUCUCGUAUGUCUUCAUGUCUGCGUCAGACGACGCAGUGUACUCUCGUGUGGUGAACGGUUUCGACCAGUGUGCACAAAUUGCUGCGCGCUACGGUUUGACUGAGGCGUUUGAUCGUAUCGUCUUCUCACUUGCCUCGAUCAGCACUCUGUCUACCGACAAACCCCCAAGCACAGCGCUCAACACAGAGGUUCAAGCUGGCCAGAAGAGCGUGAUGGUCAGUGAGUUGGCCGUCAAAUUCGGCCGAGACUUCAGAGCGCAGUUAGCCACUGUGGUACUUUUCCGGAUUCUCGCCUCGAACGAGGCCACUGUCAAACAAGGAUGGGAGCACAUUGUCCGCAUAUUGAGCAAUCUAUUUAUAAACUCUCUCAUUCCACCAUUCGAUGCCCAGCUUACGUCCGAGCUCGAGAUCUCCCCGAUUCCGCUGCAGCCUCCGUCACAAGUCGUCGAUCGUGAUGGACGGAGCAAUGAAACCGGAAUCUUGUCCGCUUUCACAUCCUAUCUUUCCAGUUAUGCGGCGGAUGACCCCCCCGAGCCCUCAGAUGAGGAGCUUGACAACACACUUUGCACAGUCGACUGCGUGACGUCGUGCUCGAUACCCGACAUCUUAUCGAAUAUCAAAACCCUUCCAUUGGCUUCUCUGGAGACGCUUGUGGAGGUUUUACUCUCUCUGCUCCCUGAAGAAAAUGCACCGGCUGUCAUUGUUGUGAAAUCCGAGCGGCCUACACCCACCUCUCGAAUUGGAAACAGGGCUGACCCUAACCAACCUAAAUACGACCCCUCAAUGAUCUUUGUUCUUGAACUGGCUACUGUGCUCACUCUUCGAGACGACAAGACCUUGGAGGUGCUCGGAGAAAACCUUGCCACGACCCUCCAAACACUGCUGCGUGAUGCCAAGAACCUCCAUCCUCUGUCUGUGUCUCGUGUUGUAUCUUACUUGCUCAAUUUGUUACGACUUAGUCAUGAACAACACUUCAUGCGGGUGCCCGUUGUGCUUCAUGCUAUCUCUGGAUUUGAUCAGGAUAUCCUGGAAACCGUGGCCACAGCCACCGUCAAGGGCCUAUCCAGAUGCAUUACCCACACCGGUCGUCUCCGAAAUGAGAUCACUAUAUCUCCAGACUUCUGGUCAGUCUUGCAAAGACUUCACCAACACGAGGCAGUUGCGCCCCUUGUGUUCGAUCUUCUGCAAAGCAUUGUCAAUUCGAUGCCGGAUAUCAUCACCGCCGACAACUACGAGUUCGUGGUCAGCUUGGCAAACGACUUCGUGAGUGCUGCUCGUGUUGGGUCUAUCGAGGAACGACACAGGGAUGCUCAGGCCCGUCGUAACAAGAGCAUCAAACAGUCAAAACCAAGUGAAAAUCAAGUCGUCACUCGCGGCGUGAAGGCAAUUGGCCUGAUCUACCAUCUGACUGGACGAGUUCCGGCUCUUAUCAAACAAUCACACCUUGAGGAGCACGAAGCCUGGGCUGCGUACUGGUCACCUAUCUUCCAAUCCCUGACCAGUCAAUGCAUCAACCCGUGUCGCGAUAUUCGACACCAUGCCAUCUCCACAUUGCAACGCUCUCUACUAUCCGCAGAGCUAGUCUCCAGCGACGAUAGCGAGUGGACUAGCAUUUUUGACGAAGUCCUAUUCCCGCUUGUAAUCCUCCUUCUGAAGCCGGAGGUCUACCAUUCCGACCCCAUUGGCAUGACAGAGACUCGCUUCCAAGCCGCAACCUUGGUCUGCAAGAUCUUCUUGCGAUUCCUUGACCAGCUGCCAAACCGAGCGGGCAUGCUUCCCCUCUGGCUCAGGAUCCUGGAUAUUCUUGACCGUAUGAUGAACAGCGGCCAAGGUGACAGUCUGGCGGAGGCAGUUCCCGAAAGCUUGAAGAACAUUCUCCUUGUCAUGGCUGAUGGAGGCUACCUCAUCCCUCCAUCACAAGAUCCAAGCAAGGAGGAGAUCUGGGUCGAGACCCGCAAGCGUCUUGGUCGCUUCUUGCCUGAUCUCUUUGCCGAGGUGUUCCCUGAUCCUCCCAAAGAUUCUGAACAGCCUCAACAGGGAAAUGUUGUUCCCUCUCCAGUCCAGAACAACGAGACAGAGCAGAAACCCGAAGAAACGGCCGCAAUCGAAGACAAUGGUGAAAAGGAGGGUGCCGUCGCUGAUGCCGAGAGCCCAUCUUCGCCGCAAGAAAUUGAAGCAGGGACUGCUUAA
Molecule: messenger RNA, 4848 nt
Organism: Penicillium olsonii
Lineage: Eukaryota; Fungi; Ascomycota; Eurotiomycetes; Eurotiales; Aspergillaceae
Source: the annotation of a GenBank genome assembly